Gordionus sp. m RMFG-2023 is the source of this 1114-nucleotide messenger RNA. RefSeq names its product tRNA (adenine(58)-N(1))-methyltransferase catalytic subunit TRMT61A-like. The transcript has 2 exons. Lineage: Eukaryota; Metazoa; Nematomorpha; Gordioida; Chordodea; Parachordodidae. Gene Ontology annotation, cellular component: nucleus; tRNA (m1A) methyltransferase complex. Bases 123 to 1100 code for a protein of 325 amino acids. Gene Ontology annotation, biological process: tRNA methylation. The record is from RefSeq and is a predicted model, not a curated record. Gene Ontology annotation, molecular function: tRNA (adenine(58)-N1)-methyltransferase activity.
UUACAACUUACAUUUAAAAUUUGAUCAACUUCUUUAAAGAAAUCAUCAAUAUCCUUGUUAUUAUUUGUUAAGUAAUCUUCAUUCAUAUCCUUUUUCCUUGUAAUGUAUAAAAUAAAACAUGUAUGAAUUUUUUAAAGUACAAAGAAUAUAUAGAAGAAGGUGAUUUGAUAAUAGUAUGGCAAGGAAGAACCUCACAGUUUUGUUUUAAUGUUUUUAAUGGAGAAAUGCACCAAACAAAAUAUGGAGCCAUUAAGCAUGCAGAUUUGAUUGGAAAAAAAUAUGGAUCUAAAUUUCCUUGUGGUAUACACAAAAUUACAAAAGAGCCAACUGGGUGGAUUUAUAUAUUGCAUCCAAAUUUAGAAGCUUGGACUAAAUUACUACCUCAUAGAACACAAAUUCUUUAUCCAACCGAUAUUUCAAUUAUAAUGUUUGAACUAGAUAUAACACCUGGCAAAAUUGUGUGUGAGAGUGGAACUGGUAGUGGAUCACUUUCUCAUUACAUUUUAAAUGGAAUUAUACCAGGAGGUCAUCUUUUUACUUAUGAUAUAGAUAAAAAUCGUUGUGACAUAGCCAGAAAAGAAUUUAGUAGUCAUGGUUAUAAAGAUGGAAUUGAUUUCACUGUAAUUACUAAAAAUGUAUGUCUAGAUGGUUUUGAUAUUCCAGAAAAUGAAAAGAAUAAGAUGGAAUAUUUAGAAAAUAUUGGUAUAGAUAGUAAAGUAUUACAUUUACCUAAAGCAAAUAUUAUAAUAUUGGAUCUUCCUACACCAUGGUUAGCUAUUCCCAAUAUAACAAAAAUUUUCAGAUAUGGAGGAAGAAUAGUAUCCUUUUCUCCUUGUAUAGAACAAGUUCAAAGAAGUGUUGAAGCCUUAAAAUCAAAUAAUUUUUGUCAUAUCAAAACAGUGGAAUGUAUGGCAAUUCCAUAUAACUUCAAAGAAAUAAUCUUACCAGAUUUAAAAACAAAUAAAAUGACAGAUGGGGAUAAUCAAGCUUUACACGAGAAAAAUGAUACUUCUGAUUUAAACUAUUCUGUUUUAUCCAGACUACCAAAAUUUACAAGUCAUACUGGAUAUUUAACCUUUGCAACACUAUUUCCUAAAUGAACCUUUUCUUUAAA